GGAAUUUCUCCGUGUUCCAGCUGGAGCCGGGGAGUUUCAAUCUGAGCGACGGCACUGUGGUUGACAACACGUAUCCAUCGAUUCUCUUCACCAACGCAGCCGACUGGAACGCUAUGAACAAGUAUUUGUCGUCGUACCAAGCAACCAUCAUGUCCGCCGUUCUGCCGCUGACUAGAGACGACUUUCACGACUCGGUGAUUGUCAUCAGCUUUGUGCUGUGUACGCUAACCGUGGGGUUCUGGCUUUUGUUUCUGAUUCAGUCAAUAGCCACAGAAAAACGCCCUUUGCAUUUGCAGCUGACAACUACGCUUCUUGCCGUCUUUUCAACGGUCGUCCUUGUGCGCUUUACCACUUUGAUGAGGGAGGAAUUUGAAGGCUGUUUCCAGGACCGCUCACUCGUGAUCGACCGGCUGUUCAACAAGCUCUACUACACGGUACCGGUGUGCAUUUUGCGAGCGUUUACAUACGUAUCCUGGCACUGGCUGUGCGAUCGCCUGGUGUCUGAAUUCAGAACACGAGCCGCCAGGAGCGGCAACAAAAUGUUCCGGUGUCUGGUGGCCGCCAACGUUGUGAACGCGCUGUUCAUGGUGCUGGUGGUGGUUUUCACCUCGCUGCAUUACUUUCUUACGACAAAGAACAACUACCACAUCCGCUACUGGGUCAAUGUGACGAUUUUGGUGUUCACAUCGCUUGUGUGCGUGUACAUUUGGGUGUUGGUGAUGAUGUUUUGGAUGCUCCGCGUGGACAGACGGUUCAAGUUUGAGAAUUUGGGGCUUUUGGUCACCACCUUUGUGUGCUACUGGUUCAACACGGGGAUGCAGCUCAUGGAGUCUGUACUGGUAGUGCGCGAUCCAAAAUGGAUGGUCCAGGUGAACUUAUUUUUCGAGAUUUUGUCCAUCCAUCUGCUAGUGGAUUUCAUAAGCGGGCUGGAAAAAUACAACCACAAGACCGAGUCGCAUAACAUUGUGGGGAGAGAGACGAUUGCUAUAGAGCGCAAAGUUAGCGACAUGGAGAGGCGAAUGCACGGCUCUGGCAUUGCGUUGGAACUGGACGGCGAUAGUGACACGAUUUCCAAUUCGAGCGAUAGUGGAGCCGAGCAAUCCAGAUAGUGGGCGAUAAGCCGGAAAAGAAAAAAAAACCCGUCGCGAUUCACGGCUCUGUUAAAAUUAGCGCGCACCGCCACAGCGAAAAAAUUCCAGAGAUAGCGCGGCGGCCACAAUUGUUAUCUUAUCUGGGAGAGUGCCGAUGAGAAAUUCCGAAAUGAGUAUGUUUUACGGGCGAGCAAAAGUUGUUUGUUUGUUUGUUUCAUUUGUGUUUGUUUCAGCAAGCUACCAGCCAUGAUGGAGUCUGGUUUUCGCCAUUAUUCGCGCUAUGACCCGUUCAGUACCAGCAUCAAGGACCUAGAGCAGAUAUUCAACUUCAGAAUCCAGCUCUUUGACACCCGUAAAUCGUUCGGGAAUGAACUCGACUCCGACCUCAACGUGUGGCUCAAAAAAGCUCAUUCCGCGGGCAAAAUCAAGGAAAAGUCUCCGCCAGCUACCGAGUCCUCCAAACGACGGAGACUCGAUACAGUCUCGUCCACGUGCACAUUUCUGGACGACUUCGAGCUCUUCCGAUACAGAGACGAAAUCCAGGAAUUACGGGAAGAAGUGAUUUCCGUGCAUUAUCAACAGUACAUCGGGCUCCAAACAAAGCCUGCCUCGCACAAAAACCAUCACGAAGGUAUGACGAAAGCAUAGAUGAUGAUUUAUCUUUAUGUAAUCUACUGAAAUCUCGAUUCAUCAGAGUCAUUAAAUCAGUAUAUUGUUUGCGUUCACCGAGCCGAAGCCCUCUUACAGUGUGAAUAUCUUCCUCAUCAUAGAAUCGAGAAUGGUGCGUGGUUAGACAUAGGUUCGGUAAACCGGUCUCCAGCCACGCUGUCCGUCAGAUAUCUGCGACCUUUCAGCAGUUCCCUCACAGCCGGCGCCCCGAAUUUGUACACGAGGAGCGCUUUUACAUAAAUGUGACUGUGAGGUACUGGUAUGUCCGCCCGGUCGGUUAAUCAUCACAGGACGGUGAAAAUCAUUAUGAGUAAAUGACAGACCACUCGUAGCUCAUACAAGGCUGAAACUUAACGAGAUGCGAUUGUCAACAGUGGCGUUCGGCCUUCAGGCGGAACAAUUGGUCAAUGCAAAUAAUCACGGCUGUCG
Molecule: messenger RNA, 2189 nt
Organism: Ogataea polymorpha
Lineage: Eukaryota; Fungi; Ascomycota; Pichiomycetes; Pichiales; Pichiaceae
Exons: 1
Coding region: 114-1109 (331 amino acids)
Source: RefSeq, a predicted model, not a curated record